This is a messenger RNA of Apus apus (common swift), 2848 nucleotides long. RefSeq names its product protein phosphatase 3 regulatory subunit B, alpha (gene PPP3R1). The record is from RefSeq and is a predicted model, not a curated record. The transcript is spliced from 6 exons. Gene Ontology annotation, molecular function: calcium ion binding; calcium-dependent protein serine/threonine phosphatase regulator activity. The coding region runs from base 211 to 723 and encodes 170 amino acids. NCBI's taxonomy places the organism in Eukaryota, Metazoa, Chordata, Aves, Apodiformes, Apodidae.
CUCCCUCCCUCCCUCGCUCGCUCUCUCGCCGUUGCGGCGCGGCUGGAGCCUCUGCCGCAGUGAGGGGAGCGGGGCCCAGCCCGGAGCCGGCGGCAGCGGCGUGCCCGAGGCGUGCCCCAGGGGCGGCGGCGGCGACGCCGAACAGGCACAGCGAGGCCGGGUCUCGGAGGAUUCAGCUGCGGGGGAGACGCCUGACGCCCACCCACCGCCAUGGGAAAUGAGGCAAGCUACCCUUUGGAAAUGUGCUCGCACUUUGAUGCUGAUGAAAUAAAACGACUAGGAAAGAGAUUUAAGAAACUUGAUCUGGACAACUCUGGUUCCUUGAGUGUGGAAGAGUUCAUGUCUUUACCUGAAUUGCAACAAAACCCAUUAGUACAGCGAGUAAUAGAUAUAUUUGACACAGAUGGAAAUGGAGAAGUGGACUUCAAAGAAUUUAUAGAAGGAGUCUCCCAGUUCAGUGUCAAAGGAGAUAAGGAACAGAAGUUAAGGUUUGCUUUUCGCAUUUACGAUAUGGACAAAGAUGGUUAUAUCUCAAAUGGAGAGCUCUUCCAGGUCCUGAAGAUGAUGGUUGGGAACAAUCUCAAAGACACUCAGUUACAGCAAAUUGUAGAUAAAACCAUUAUUAAUGCAGAUAAGGAUGGUGAUGGAAGGAUAUCCUUUGAAGAAUUCUGUGCUGUUGUAGGAGGCCUAGAUAUCCACAAAAAGAUGGUCGUAGACGUGUGACUCUGUCGGGCACCACCCAACACUUUUGCUUUCUUCUCCAUCUCUGAAGAUCUGCUCAAGACGUCCAGCAAUGCUCUCUGUGUAUUUAAAUGGAAGUAUUUUUCUCUGUGAAGCCACAUUUUCCAACAUGAGCCUCAUGAAGCCAACUAAGUGUUAUUGAACUUUUAUUCUCUCAAUAACUCGGUGUAGCACUUUAAAGUCUGAAGGACAGCAAAGAUGGAAAGAGCAUAUCAGUGUGGUGGAGAAAGGGAAGGGGUUGGCUUUUUAAUUUAUUUUUCUUCAUCUUUUAUAACAAGGAAAUAUCUAUCUAUAUAUAUAUGUGUGUGUGUAUUUAUAUAUAGAUAUAUAUGUAGCUUUCUAUAUGUAGUAGCUAGGUGGGCUUUAAUUUAAUAUACUUGAUUCAGAAACAAAACUAGAGUACAAAGUGCCAAGCAGAAUAUUAACAGUUCAAUAUAUGGAUAUACAUCCUUACUUUUAUUUCACACAGUUUUAUAUAUAUAGUAGAAGAAUGUAAAAUUUUAAAUGGGUGUUAGGUCAACUCUUUUCCUGUUCCUGUGACAGUUCAGAUGUUUCUAUAUAUUGAAUGGCUGACAAAGCAUUGCUUCUUAUUAAUUCACCUUAAUUACUUUUUUUUUGUAACACAGGAAACUAAGUUUAUUUAUACCUGUUAAUAUAUUACCAGGGACUGUGUCUCUUUGCUAAAUAACUUAGUACAGUUCUACUUAGUAUGAGAAUAUAGUUUAAUGCUACUGCCAAGAACUAGCCCUCACAUGCAUGUAGUAGCUGCAGAAUGCUUUGACGGCUGUGAGAUUUCAUAAGCUAGGAGUGCAGAGCAGUUACAGCUGUCCUGAAGUUAAGGCCAAUCUGCUGUUCUGGAUUCAUUUUAGAUAUGGCUGCUCAAGAUGUUAGAUGCAUUCACAAUUUUCUCUUGUGCUUAUCUUAAUGAAAUUAGGAUUGACAUAACUGUGCAGGAUUCCCAUCUACUUAUUUUAUACAGUACUUAGAUUACAAAAUGUUCUUGCCAUUUAAAUUCUGUUGUUUCAAUCAUCAUAGUUUCCCCUCUGCAUUUAAAUACUACUACAGGUAGCAUAAAUAACUGGUAAUAUUUUAUAUAUAUAUAUGUAUAUAAGAUUCAUACAGGGGGAAAAUCUUGUUAACCUAUGCCAUAGAGGAGGAAAGCUUCACACUAUCUAAAUUUAUACCUCUUGCAGUUCUCCAGUCCUUUGCCUGGAGAAUUUUUUUUUUUAGAGUUGUCCAUAUCAUAAUUUGUAACGGAUGGUAACUUGAUAUAUUUGUGUGAUAUAAAAGUAGCGAGCCAUGUUUUACAACUUUAUAUCAUCCCUUCCCUUUUCUGCAAUGGUACUAUUGGCUGGAAGAAAAAUAUUUGCUAGAUUUUUUUUAGGACAGUACAUCUUUCUUGUAUAGUAGUUUUUCUAUUAAAAAAAUUAUUUUAUAAUCAGCAGUGGAAAGUGCAGGUUGUCUGAACCUACUUCAGUCGAGCACCUGUCUGCCAUAGCUGUUCCUUCAACUGAGUGCUGCACAUCAUGGGCUCUGUCUGUGAGAGAGAAAUCCAGGUGCUUGGUGUCCUUGCAUGACAUGAAGUUUUGCAUGUAGAUCGAUUUGACAUGUUCCUCUUGUUUACAUAAUUUGCAUAAUUUAAAAGAUAAUGUUGCCAAACUUUGGUAAAUGUUGAUGUUCAAAACAAAAAUCUCCACUACAUGUAACUUUUCUUCCUCUGGAUCAGUACGUGGCUUAUAAUCCCAGCCAGUGGUUCUAUCUGUUCCAGUGUCAACUGCCAUGUGCUCUGCUUCAAGGGGGAACUAGUCUUUUGUGAAUUUUUUGUACAUAAGUAUUUGUUACAAACAUUUUAGCAAAUGCUUUCAAUUUCUCUUACUUGCUUGUGCAUAUCUUGGCUGGCAUUAUAGAAAUUAGUGCUGAUGUUAUUUCCUUAGGUGCAUUGGAAGGGGAGGGAUGAGGUUGGUUGUUUUGUUUUUUUUUUAGUUUGUGUGGGGAAAAAUGAUUUAUGUUGAAUGUUUAGUUUUUCCUCUGCAUGCUACAUCAUAUGUUGUGGGAACUAUAAGGACCUUCAUACUAUAUGAAUACAAAAUAAAAUCUUUAAACCUUG